UAACAGAAAGUGGGCUGCAAGAUGUGCUUUUGAAGUUUUGACCUUUGAAUAUGGUCAACUGUUAGCAAAUCAUACAGACUAUAUCAUGAGACCAUGUUCAAAGCUAGUAUUUCUCCAUGUAAUAGAUGUCUUGUAACGGUUUGUCUAAAGACGCAUAACAGUGGUUCUUUGCUUUAUGAGUGUUCUCUCACUCAGUAGUAAAACUAGCUGUUAGAUUGUAACUAAAACAUACGCAUUGAUUUUCUCAUACAAUAGAAAUGAUGUUGUGAUAUAGUUUUCGAACAUUCAUGUUAUCAAAUAUCCAAGACUGAAAAUGUUAUAUAUCAUUCUUCGUUACAUAGACCUGCAAGUUUGUUAUUUUUCUUUACAUUUUUAGCUCUGUUUCAGGAAGCUCUUGUCUCCUGUCCUCACCGGAACUGAUAUUGUUUGUUGUGGGUCCAAGGGACAUCUUUUAUGUUGCACAACCUGUGGCAAAGUAGUUCUCCUUAAUACACCCGUGAAAGUAGUUAGCAAAGCUAACUCAAUCGAGCUAACACGGCUUUCACGCAAAACGACAUGCACACAGUCAGUAGCUAAAGUCUUGCAUGGUAAAGGCUCUAACUUUGCCCAGUGAAACCACAGGUUGUUGUGAUGUCGGAGCCUAAACCCCCUACUCCAACCCCUGGAGACACGUACAAGGGCUGGCUCUUCAAAUGGACUAACUACAUUAAAGGUUACCAGAGGCGCUGGUUUGUUCUAAGCAAUGGACUCCUGUCCUACUAUAGGACCCAGGCAGAAAUGGGUCACACAUGCAGAGGCACCAUCAAUUUGGCCACAGCCAAUAUUGCUGUGGAGGACUCGUGCAAUUUUGUCAUUUCCAAUGGAGGGGCACAGACCUACCAUUUGAAGGCCAACUCAGAAGUAGAGCGGCAGCGAUGGAUCACUGCUCUGGAGCUUGCCAAGGCAAAGGCUGUCCACAUGCAGGCUGAAUCUGAUGACUCGGGUGAUGAAUGUCCCUCAGUGCCCCCCACCUCAGGACAGGGUGGAGGCUGCCGUAACUCAGAAGUCCAGUCCACGCUACGCACACUAAACAGCAAGGUUGAGGACCUUGCCACUUGCAAUGAUCUCAUUGUAAAGCAUGGGUCUGCCCUCCAAAGGUCUCUGUCAGAACUGGAGGGGAUUCGUGUCGGGGUAGACAUGGGGGAGAAGAUCAGACAAGUAACAGAGAGAGCCACACUGUUCAGAAUCACCUCUAAUGCCAUGAUUAAUGCAUGUAGAGACUUCCUCUCCCUGGCCCAGAGCCACAGUAAGCGCUGGCAGAAGGCCUUACAGGUUGAAAGAGACCAGAGGAUACGGCUGGAGGAGACUCUGGAGCAGCUGGCCAAACAGCAUAACCAUUUGGAAAGAGCUUUCAGAGGAGCUACAGUUCUCCCGCCUUCAUUCAGCAAUCCUACCUUAGCUAACAAAGGUAGUGUUUCAGGGAAAGGUGAUGCAAGUGAUGAGGAUGACGACAAUGAGUUCUUUGAUGCUAUGGAAGACCCAGCAGAGUUUAUUACUGUUCCUGCUGACCCCAAGUAUCACAGGAGAUCUGGCAGCAACCUUAGUGGGAUCAGCAGUGAGACUGGAUUGGACGAUCAGUCGGUAAAUUUCGAUGAACUUUCUUUGGCAUCCAAUCCAGAAUCCCCACAGCCCCUUGAGCUUGAGCCAGUUAGACAAAGGCGGACUCGCAUCCCUGACAAGCCCAACUAUUACCUCAAUCUGUGGAGUGUUAUGAAGAACUGCAUCGGAAAGGAGCUCUCAAAGAUACCAAUGCCUGUGAAUUUUAACGAGCCCCUCUCAAUGCUGCAACGUCUUUCUGAAGACCUGGAGUACUAUGAGCUGCUAGAUAAGGCUGCUAAAUGUCAGAACUCUCUGGAGCAGAUGUGUUAUGUUGCCGCUUUCACAGUCUCUUCCUACUCCACCACUGUCCACCGCACAGGAAAACCCUUCAAUCCUCUGUUGGGGGAAACCUUUGAGCUUGAUCGUCUCAAAGAGUGUGGCUACCGCUCACUCUGUGAGCAGGUGAGUCACCACCCACCUGCUGCAGCUCACCAUGCAAUCUCUGAAAAAGGCUGGACUCUGAGACAAGAAAUUACACUGGCCAGCAAGUUUAGAGGAAAAUAUCUCUCCAUCAUGCCUUUGGGUUCCAUCCAGUGUAUAUUUGACAAGAGCAACAAUCACUACUCUUGGAAGAAAGUGACGACAACAGUACAUAAUAUUAUUGUUGGAAAAUUAUGGAUUGACCAGUCAGGGGAGAUUGAUGUGGUGAACCACAGGACAGGAGAUCGCUGCCACCUCAAGUUUGCUCCCUACAGUUACUUCUCCAGAGAUGUACCAAGAAAGGUUACAGGUGUUGUGACGGAUAAGGAUGGCAAGGCCCAUUAUGUGCUAUCAGGAACCUGGGAUGAGAAGAUGGAGUUUUCCAGGGUAAUGCAGAGCAGUAAAGGCGAGAACGGCACUGAAGGCAAACAGAGGACUGUCUAUCAGACGCUCAAAGCCAAAGAAAUCUGGACAAAGAACCCUUUACCAGAGGGAGCAGAGAACAUGUACUUCUUCUCCUCACUGGCCUUGACGCUCAAUGAACCUGAGGAUGGAGUGGCGCCAACCGACAGUCGACGUCGCCCUGAUCAGCGGUUAAUGGAGGAGGGCCGCUGGGACGAGGCUAACGCAGAGAAACAGAGGCUAGAAGAGAAACAGCGCAACACGCGACGAGAGAGGGAAAGGGAGGCUGUUAAAGCAGCCAGCGCACUUGAGGAAGCCCCUUAUGGACCAUCGCUCUUCCCUUACCUAAGCACUCAUCAAGACAGCUACCAAGCACUGUGGUUUGAGAAGUUGGACGACCCCCUAACUGGAGAGACCUUACAUGUCUACAAGGGCGGUUACUGGGAGGCAAAGGAACAAGGCAGCUGGGACGUGUGUCCUGACAUCUUCUGAUCCCAGCCCAGUCAGCCUGUUUAUCUCUGUGCUGUACAAAGACUGUAAGAGGUGACUUACAUUACAUCAACUGAAGUGGGGAACCAUGCCUGAUCUGUCCUCAAUGUCUCUAGUUUCAUCUGCCCACCCCACUCAGCUCCCCUUUCCCAGCAGUAAGGAUUAAGGGCAUGUGGACUUCACCCACAGUAUAGAUAGAAUGAGCAUUGUAGCAUUGUUGUAAUAUUGCUAUAAUAUUAUAUAAUAUAAUAUUGCUGUAAUAUUGGGAUUAUGCUACCCCAGUUUCUGAUUCUUGGAUAGCACGCCAGCGUUCUGGAGGCUAAAGAGGCAUAACGCGUAACACAACAGCAUGUGUCCUGUCCUUCUGUUUCACUCUUCACACAUACAUGAAUUUAUUGCUGCUUCCCCAGCACAGCACUACUGCACUGUUAAUCAACGCUUAAUUAUACCCAACUUUUUUUAAUAGUUCAACAAGCCAGUUUCAGACAACAUCAGAUGUUUGGAUGUAUGGGCUUCGGUGGUUCUGACAAAAGAGACAUAAAUAUGGUUUCAUAGGGAAGUAUUUGAUUUGCGGUGCUACUUCAUUCCCUGAAGUGAAGCAAAAACUGUAUCUACAUAUUAGCCUUUUGUUUUUCAUUUUUACACUCAGCUAGUCCAUCCCCCUCCUUAAGAUACAUGAUAAUGGUGAAGACAUGAUUAUACACUCCUCAUCCUGGUUUGGUCAUCUCAAGCAUCCCUAAUUCUGGGUUUACGUUCCUCCAUAUAUAAACAGGGUCGUUGUUUUUUUAAUCUUUUAUUCCACUUUAUAAGAAUGACGUCUUUUUUUCUAUUCAUCUUUUAUUCACGAAUAAUAAUGAGGUUUCUGUGUGUUUCACACAUAAUUUUUAAAUGAAUAUAUGUCCUUUGUUUAUUAUGGCAACAUAUUGAAGACUAUGUGAAUUAAAAUAGUGGUACCAAACAAAUUUGUAUGGUACCACUGAAAAUGUGAAGUAUGAAGAUAUCAGUGGCACUAUUGCCACUCAUGGGGAGAGGGAUGUGGGGGGACAUUCAAAUCUCCAUCUUUCUGUAUGUUUUUUGUGUGUCUUUGUGUUUUUUCCUUUAACAGUUUAACAAAUAACUUGGCAGUAAAACUUUUUUUGUUGUUUUUUUUUUUUUGGUAAAAUCCAUGUACGCAAACCUGUGACAGCAGGUUAAGUUAAGUUUCGUGACACGCCACACCCUAAAACUACAAUCCGAGGACGUGUUCAUCCCCCUAACAUAUAGGACGGGUGAGGGGGGGUGCAUUUUUUAAAUUUGUGAAGGGGGUGCGCUCAAAAGAAUGCUGCUGUUGGUUGUUGAGAGCAAGAGCCUCCUACUGACUGAUCCUUAUGUUUAAGAUGAAGUGUGUCUAUUUUGAUUCUCCACCCAAGUACACUAAUUUCAGUCUUUUUGUUUUCAUACCUAAAGUUUGUGCUCUUAUUAAUACUUGGGUCAGCCGAGUAUUCAGUUCUGCUUUCAAGGUAAUUUAUGGAAGUUCACGCCCUGAACAGUUGAGAUUUAUGUAAGAGCUGCAGAGCUGCACUUCAGGUUGUCACUGAGCUGAGUGCUGAUUUCUACUGGCGUGACGAUUAGUGAAGCAAAGGGGAAUGUGAGGCAUUGUACUGAUCAGAGCUUUAAUCUCAGUUUAGGUUAUUUUAAUACUUGUGUGUGUUGUGCGUGUAAAUUUUUAACAAACAGCAAUAAGAGUGCCUCAGUGUGUACACAUGUGGCACAAAAUGAAAUAUACGAAGAGAUAACUAAAACUGCGAGAACUGCAUUCUGUCACGGUAUUUGUCUCUUGUUGUUUGUCAUGUGACUUGGAAGGACUGUGUGGGUGUUGAAAAUCUAAAUUUCAUUUUAUAUUCAAGUGUACUUAAAAGGAGAACACUGAAAAUGAAGAUCACAAAACAUAAUGUUGCAAGCAUUUUUGUGUAAAUAUAAUAUACAGUAGAGUAAUUGUGAUAUUAACUUGUUGUAUUGAUAGAGAAUCUAACAGCAUUGAUGCACCUUUUUUUUCCCCCCUCAGACCUGGAUGCAUUUUCACUGUCUGAGCUCACUGUACCAUGUUACAAUGUGCUCUACCAGCUAGGAUAGCUUCAUUUUAAAUUAUAUUCAAUCUCUUUUGAUCUGAACCAUUCUUUACAAUGAAUUACUGUUGCACUAUGCUUCAUUUCAGAAUCAGAAAUACUUUGUUGAUCUCUGGGGGAAAUUUAAACAGAUGAAGAAGAGUAUGUGAGGAAAGUAUAACUUGCUCCCACACCACAUCUCUGGAAAAUAGUGAAUCAGUUCACAGGUUUCUGUCUGCCCUGUCCUUUUCAGCAUAUGUGUAUCAUCUCUAUUUUUUAGCCUCUGCUCUUAUUUGUGUAGGCCCAUCAUUUCAACUUUAGUUUGUUAAUUUUCUACCAUUUUCAAAGCGCCACAAUUCAUAAAAAUGGACUGAAAUUGUUUUAGUACUUCCAUAUAAAUCUAUUAUUUUUCAUGCCCUACGUGAUUUGAUUGACCAAAGGUCUGCCUUUGUUGUUGAUUGCCGAAGAGUUUAUUUUGUGAGUUUGUUUCAAAAACUUCUCCUAAACCAUGUUCAACAAUAGCAAACAUUUCCAUUAUUUAAUAUAUACCUAUGUAUUAAUUUCUGAGCAUACUUUCUACCUUGUCUGUCUUUCAGUGCAGUUUUUUUUUUUAGCAGGAUUGUGUUAGAGGUUGACGAUAUUAAAGUGUAAGUGCAAAUGAAGUGCA
Molecule: messenger RNA, 5700 nt
Organism: Scatophagus argus
Lineage: Eukaryota; Metazoa; Chordata; Actinopteri; Scatophagidae
Product: oxysterol-binding protein 1-like
Exons: 17
Coding region: 631-2952 (773 amino acids)
Cellular component (GO): intracellular membrane-bounded organelle; cytosol; membrane
Molecular function (GO): sterol binding
Source: RefSeq, a predicted model, not a curated record